Bursaphelenchus xylophilus (pine wood nematode) is the source of this 2212-nucleotide messenger RNA. NCBI's taxonomy places the organism in Eukaryota, Metazoa, Nematoda, Chromadorea, Rhabditida, Aphelenchoididae. The record is from the annotation of a GenBank genome assembly.
AUGCUACCCUCAUUUUUGACGAAUGUUUACCUAGUUGUCGCUGAGCUUUCUCGUCGACUCAACGAAGCCACCAGCAAUGAGAAGAAGAGGCAAAUUUUGUUGAAAAACUUUUACGACCUAUUGCUGGCGCCGGGCGACAAUUACGAACUGGCCAGAUUCUUCUACUGCCUUGAACUUGGCCUUUUACUCCUGGCCAUACCAAUUAAUCUGGCGGUUUGUUGGGCAGUGACCCAAACACACACUUUCCACCCGAAUCUGCGGUUAAUUUUGUUCAGCAACAUCAUGUGUGGGGUUUUGCAGGUAAGGAGGGUAACUCGAGCCGUUGUAUGCAAGCUUCGUUUGUUCAGUUUUUUUCCAAGUCUUGCUUUAAUAGGGUGCUGCGCUCAAAGUUUUGGUAACGUUUGCCUUCGUACUCUCAUUAGGUCACAAACCAACUUCUGGUUUUUUUGCUUGUACAUCAUUCCGAUGUCUUCGGUCGGCAAAACCCGUGCCAAAAUAUCAGUGAUGGAGCGUUCACUCCUCUCUCAGACUAUGCAGACUUUUGGGCCCUACAUGCGUCUUUCAGGGACAUAGAAUUGUUUUAUUAUCAGUCUGUCGGCCGACAGCUGUCAGACUAUUUGGUGCGCGAUAGCGGCUAUGACAUUUGCUGUCAGAGAAAAAACACCUUUUGAUCGUAACUUUGCAAGUUUCGUGCAGAAAAAAUUGGUUUUUUUGCGGAAACAUUACUCUCUGUGGUAGAAAUAGGCAUGAAACUUUUCGUGCCGAAAUUCGGCAAAAAGUGUCAAAUCUUCGCCAACUCUCGCUCUAAAAAUCUCGGUUGUUUUUGCAAAGCGCGAGUUAGAAUUCUAUUUUCUCGCAUAUAUUUUAGAAAAAAUUAUUCUAAGUUUGUGCCAAGCUUCAUCAAAAUCUGAGCGUCGCACUUCGGGGUACUUCCCCUGUUAGAUAUUAUAUUAUAAUAUUACCUUCUUUCUUCUCGUGGUCUAAUUAACGAAAUUCAUAAAUUUUCAGGCUACGGUUCGAGCUAUUUUUGUCCUCCACAUCCUCACGUAUGAGAUGCUGGUUUCUCCGGCGGUGGGUAGGAAACUCUUCGGUUUGCGGGCAUUCUUUGUGAAUCAAAUGUUGUUGGCAUUUUUGAAUGUGUUCAUCGAGCGGUUCGUUGCGUACAAGAUGUCCGCCAGAUACGAGAAAGCUCCGCUGUAUCUUGCAGUCGUGAUCAUUGUUUGUUGGGUAGGUUUUUAUAUAUUAUAUUAUGCAUACUAUAUAUCAUUCUGUCGGGAAAAUAAUGAGGUCUCUGUCGCAUCGAAAAUCGCAGAGUCGCCGAGAGAAUGAAUUGGCGGCAAAAUCAAGUUUCUUUUUUUGGCAAUGAGGACUAUGCGACAUAGUGCUCAUUAUUUUCCCGACGCACUGAUACAACAAAUUUUAAGAAGUUUUUACUCAAUAAAUUUGUAUUUCGUUUAGUGGAUAUCAACAUAUCUUCUUACCUACGUAGUUGGUAAGUUUUUUUGUUGUUAGGCUAAUGGGAAUCAAAAUUGCGCCAGACAACAGUAAUUUUAUCUCCAUGAUUUUUCAGAAAUCGGAGCGGUCACUCUUCUUUGUAUCCUCUCUCCUUGUGUGGUAAGUUGUUUCACUGGUACUAACUUACUAGUCACGCCCAUAAAGUCCGUAGAAUUUUUUGCUUGCAGAAAAGUACAUGUUUUGUUUAGGCCUUAUUCCUUGCCAAUCGUUGGAUAAAACUGCAGAACACAGCCCCCACUGGCAAUGCCUCUCUGUCCAAGCGCUACCAAAUGACCGAAAACAUCAAAACCCUGACAAUGUGUCGGCCGUGGAUCAUCCUCUACUUGAUUACCAAUGUUGCUCACGCGUUUCUCCUAUUCGCCGCAAUUUUUUUAUUUCUAAUGGACGGCACAAACUCGGUGAAACUUUUGGUCCAAUCAAUGGACAUUUUAUACGCUGCUUAUGUGGCAACGUACACAUUGGUCUUGGUGAAUGGUCAUCAAGGGCUGAAGGCUCAUUUCAGGUACGGGUUUGUGUCUUCGUUGCAGGCUUAUGAUGAGAAAAUGGACAUUUAAUUAAAAAUUAACUGUUUAGGAUCCUACUGUGGAACCGAUCAAAAGUCACCAUGGAAUCUUACAAUUACCUUGCCACAACUCUAAAAACGAACAAUGAAGACUUUGACGGACAUUUCAAGAGGCUAGACCAAGCAUGGGCUUGA